Symbiodinium necroappetens is the source of this 1080-nucleotide messenger RNA. Lineage: Eukaryota; Dinophyceae; Suessiales; Symbiodiniaceae. The record is from the annotation of a GenBank genome assembly.
AUGCAGAAGUGCUUGAGCAGGUGUGGCCGCUAUGCAGCGGUGUACACAUUCGGGUUUGUCUCCAGCAGCCUCCUUUGGCAAAGAGCCUGUCAGCUUUCCGCGGUUCCCUUCACAGGGCUCAUCCCGUUCACUGAGACGAGUUCCCGGGACAAGGUCAUCUCCACAGAAAGCUUGGGCUUUCAGGCUGAAGAACGUUUGGAGCUUCAGGCGGAUACCCAAAGCGUCACCGCGUCCGACUCGCCGAGUCUUCACUUCGCGGCGGAAGGCGAAAGAAACUCCAGCCAGAUCCAGACGGAAGAACCAGGAGCUGGUAGCAGUGAUCUGUGUGUCGCUUCCGGGGCAAAGGCGAAGAGCCCCUUCCUGGUUCCACCGAAUGAGCCUCCACGAGAUCAAUAUGCUCCAGUUUUCCUAUCCGAGGAGCUAUUGAAUCGGACCGAUUUUACCAUCAAGCUGCUAAAGAGGUUCACCGGCGGCUGGACGGUGGAUGAUCCUGCCCAAGCCGUGUUCUACAUAGUUUGCUGUGGGCCGCUUGAGCGCUUCCUUCAGCUGCCUGCAAGGACGCCCGAGCGGCCAUACCUGUGCUACGACUGCGACGCCGUACUUCAUCUGGAGAGGCUGUCCAUUAUGAAGCCCGAGAGUCCGGCUCUUUCUGAUACCUGGGCCCUGCUAUCUCGACGCGAUUUUAUGUUUUCCUCCACGGAUCUGCGGUAUUGGAACAUCAUGAACGACUCCGCGCCGUUACUCCCUGGAGUCACUCACGCCCACCACAUACCGAAGGUGGAAGAGCUGGAUCAAAGGCGGAUUAGGCCGCACGACCCUCCGAGCAACUUCUUGACCUUCCAGGGACUCUGGAACUGCGGACAACUUGGCAGCUCCUUUGUCCGCUUGAACAUGGCCGUCAUGUUGAACAGCACGAGGAGGCUGCCCAAGGCUAUGAAGACGGCUUCGGGGGAGCCACUGCCGCUGCCACAAAAGAACUACACGCCCCCACGGGAUGUGUUCAUCUCCAUUGCCGGCGAGCAGCACAACUACAAGGCCAGGAGGCAUUACUAUGCUCUCUUCGACAGCGCAUACAGCCUU